Messenger RNA from Oncorhynchus nerka (sockeye salmon), 2346 nucleotides. RefSeq names its product anoctamin-3-like. The record is from RefSeq and is a predicted model, not a curated record. NCBI's taxonomy places the organism in Eukaryota, Metazoa, Chordata, Actinopteri, Salmoniformes, Salmonidae. Gene Ontology annotation, molecular function: protein dimerization activity; chloride channel activity. Gene Ontology annotation, cellular component: plasma membrane. Gene Ontology annotation, biological process: chloride transmembrane transport. Bases 1 to 2346 code for a protein of 781 amino acids. The transcript is spliced from 18 exons.
AUGCACACAAGCAUCAGUGAGAUCUUGAAGGAGAAGCCGCUGAAUCCGUCCCGUCGCAGUCUGCCCUGCCUGGCUCAGAACCAGAUACACCCACAGAGCCUCAGCCACGUUCCGUCCAUGCCCUGCACCCCCGACGACAAGCCCCAGACACCGCCGGAUCUCCAGGACCAGACACGUGCCCAGCUCCAGACCCAGCAGGUCGACCCCUGGUUACAGCACCAGGCCCAGGGAAAGGACCACCGUCAGCUCCAAGCCCAGACGCAGCCUCUGACCCACAGGCACAGCACCUCCUGUACCCUCAUCCCCUCAAAGACAGAAGCUGUGAAAACCAACUAUGGGGAGGAGUCAGAUGCUGCAACGGACCACUAUUGGGAGGAGUCAGAAGCUGUGAAAACCAACUAUGGGGAGGAGUCAGAAGCUAGUGCGUACAAGGCAGGAAGGACAGACGAGUCGUUUCUCAUUCAGAAACCUGCCAUCCGAGCCAAAUUAGAGGCACGAGCAGAUUCGCUUCAGGGGACCAACCCUGGGCAGCCUUCCGCUCUGAUGUUCAGAGAUGGAAAGAAGCGUAUCGAUUACAUCCUGGUCUAUAGGAAGUCCAGUCCUCUGGUGGAAAAGAGAGUCACCUUUGGGAGGAACCUGAGAGCUGAGGGGCUGAUGCUGGAGAAAGUGCCGUCUCUGACCAACACGGACAUCAUGUUUGUGAAGAUCCACGUUCCCUGGGACACACUCUGUAAAUACGCUGAGCAGAUGAAUAUCAGGAUGCCAUUCAGGAAAAAAAUGUACUUUACGGAUUGGAAGAGCAAAGUUAUGGGCAGCCGGUUUCAUCUGAGGUGUCGUCAGAUAAAGAGUUGGUUACCCAGCAACCCCAUGAAGCUGGACAAAGAGGCCCUACCUGACCUAGAGGAGACAGACUGCUAUACAGCCCCCUUCAGCAGGGCACGCAUGCACCAUUUUACCAUCAACAACAGACAGAUGUUCUUCUCCAACUCCACCAGAAGCAGAAUAGUCCACCAUGUUCUCCAACGCACCAAGUAUGAGGACGGGAAGUCUAAGAUGGGUAUCAACAGGUUAUUGGGCAAUGGGACAUAUGAGGCGGCAUUUCCUCCACACGAGGGUGGCUAUAGGAGCCAACACCCUAUUAAUACCCACGGUGCCCAGAACCACAGACACCUGCUGUACGAGAGGUGGGCUCGCUGGGGCAUGUGGUACAAGUACCAACCCCUCGACCUUAUCAGGCGUUACUUUGGGGAGAAGAUUGGACUGUACUUUGCCUGGUUGGGCUGGUACACUGGCAUGCUGAUCCCUGCAGCCCUGGUGGGUCUCUUCGUCUUCCUCUACGGACUCCUUACUAUGGACACUAGUCAAGUCAGUAAAGAGAUCUGUGAGGCCAACACAACAAUCAUGUGUCCCAUGUGUGAGCAGAACUGCAAACCCUGGAAACUCAGUGACAGCUGUGCCUAUGCUAAGGUGACCCAUCUCUUUGACAAUGGAGGAACUGUGUUCUUUGCUAUCUUCAUGGCUAUAUGGGCCACGGUGUUCCUGGAGUUCUGGAAGAGGAGGAGGGCGGAGCUGACGUAUGACUGGGACCUCAUCGACUGGGAGGAGGAAGAGGAGAAUCUGCGGCCCCAGUUCGAAGCCAAGUACUCCAGGUCAGAGAGAGUAAACCAUAUCUCUGGCAAGCCGGAGCCCUUCCAGCCCUUCACUGACAAACUCAGCAGACUCAUGAUCUCUGUGUCUGGCAUCUUCUUCAUGAUUUCUCUGGUCCUGACAGCGGUGUUUGCGGUGGUGGUGUUCCGACUGAUUGCCAUGGAGAAGUUUGCAUCGAUCGACUGGGAGUUUGUCAAGAAGAACUGGCAGUUUGCCACCUCUGGAACGGGAGUCUGUGUCAACUUCAUGAUCAUCAUGUCUCUGAAUGUGAGUGGCAACAUGGGGUCCUCAAAACAACUCUCAAAUGACCUGAAAACAAAAACAAAGAUUGUUCAACAUUAUGGUUUAGAGGAAGGCUACAAAAAGCUAUCGCAGAGAUUUAAGCUGUCAGUGUCCACUGUGAGGAACAUAGUGAGGAAAUGGAAGACCACAGGCACAGUUCUUGUUAAGGCCAGAAGUGGCAGUCCAAGAAGCCAGCCGCACCAAUGUAUCGGAGGAAGCACCAUACACCUGGCGACCGUGUCAGCGUGCACUGCGCCGGCCCAGCCCCAGGAGUCACUGGAGCGUGAUGGGACAAGGCCAACCCGACCAGCCAAUCCCUCCUCUGAUCCGGACGACACUGGGCCAAUUGUGCUCCGCCUCAUAGGUCUCCCGGUCACGUCCGGCUGCAACAGCCUGGGAUCAAACCAGGAUCUGUAG